GCUCAUUACUUCGUAAAGAAAAACAAGUUGCGACUACUUUUUGAUACAUCAACACGAGAAUUUUUUUUUUUUUUGCCAAAUUGAGCAUUUUUUCCUCGGAAAAUCAAAACGAAACAUGAUAAGAUCAAAUAUAUUUCAUACUUUAAAUACUUGUACUUUAAAAAGAUGUACAUCUUACUGCCUGUCAGUAUGCUCGUUUCACAGGCGCUUAUUUUGCAGUCGAAAUACAAAUGAUGACGGCGAAGGUAGUUCAACUAAUUUACCAGCUGAAGGUCGAUAUGUUCCGCAAAGAAUUAAAAAGCGGCUAAAAAAUAAAGGUCUUGAUAUUGAUGACCUUGAAUAUAGAACAGGAGGCCAUACAACUUCCGAUAUUGAACUUGAACAGGCUAUACAAAACUCCAUUGUUGAUAAAAAUAUAGAAAUAGACUUCCCAUCAGAUAUUGAGAAAAGGAAAUAUCUUCGUAAUCAAGAGAAACAUGCAUAUAGACCUACUGAUAUUGAUCCUGAACAGACGUCAAUAUUGUUAUUUCCUGGCCAAGGCAGCCAGUUUGUUGGCAUGGGCAAGAAACUUUUGGCCUAUCCAGGUGUUGAGAAUUUAUACAACAAAGCCAGUGAGAUACUGGGAUACGACUUGCUAAGUGUUUGCAUAGGUGGACCUAGUGAGUUGUUAAAUAAAACAAUAUAUUGUCAACCGGCAGUUGUUGUUACAUCGCUUGCAGCUGUUGAAAGAUUAAAAGAAGAAUAUCCUAAGGCAAUGGAAAGAUGUGUUGCAGUAGCAGGUUUCAGUGUUGGAGAAUUAACUGCCCUUAUAGCAAGUGAAAUGAUUAGUUUUGAAGAUGGUAAUUAUUUAUUCUAAACUCAAUAAUUGCUG
Molecule: messenger RNA, 871 nt
Organism: Mercenaria mercenaria
Lineage: Eukaryota; Metazoa; Mollusca; Bivalvia; Venerida; Veneridae
Product: probable malonyl-CoA-acyl carrier protein transacylase, mitochondrial
Exons: 2
Coding region: 116-856 (246 amino acids)
Molecular function (GO): transferase activity
Source: RefSeq, a predicted model, not a curated record